UAGAAUAGCCUCACCCUUCUAGAAAUCCUUUUGCGUUACGUCAUGGUUACACGUAUAUAAUACUGACAGCGGCGGCUUCUUCUGCAGAAUAGCCUUUUGGUUUCACUGCUGUCCAUCUUGUGUUUUUAGAGAGAGAAAAGCUAUUUGGAGAGAGAGAGAGAGAGAGAGAGACCCUAGUCUUCUGCGGGCCAACUACAACAAUGUCUGGAAUGGGAGCAGGUAAUGGUCCUCAAUCUGAAGAUCAGAAACCCAACAUGGCUGAUCAGUCUCAAUCAAACCAACUCAAUAUCAAGGUCAAGAACCAGGAAGGGAAUGAGGUGUAUUUCAGGAUUAAACGUAAUACCCAGCUCCGCAAGCUCAUGACAGCUUAUUGUGACCGACAGUCGUUGGACCCCAAGUCCAUCGUGUUCUUGUUCGAUGGACGCCGUAUUCACGCGGAACAAACCCCAGAUCAACUUGGCAUGGAGGAUUGUGAUGAAGUUGAUGCCAUGCUGCAUCAGACUGGUGGUGGUGGCUUUGGAGACAUAUGACUUGGAAUAACUUGGAAGCUUAGAACAGUUAAUAGCUUGAAAUGCUUUAGGUUUGGUAUGCAUGCAUGCAACACCUUCGAAGAGGGCAUCUAUCGUAAACUCUGGCCAACUCUAAAAACUUCGAACUUCAAUGUA
Camellia sinensis is the source of this 665-nucleotide messenger RNA. NCBI's taxonomy places the organism in Eukaryota, Viridiplantae, Streptophyta, Magnoliopsida, Ericales, Theaceae. The record is from RefSeq and is a predicted model, not a curated record.